AUAUACAUAGCAUAGGAAGUUAGGAACCCCAUCUUCCCAACAAGAAGAAAAAGGGUUUCUUUCAAAGAGAUACAACACCAAGAGACAAGAUGAUGAUGAUGAAUAAUCUAUUCACAGCUGCACAAUGGGAAGAACUGGAGCAACAAGCUUUAAUCUACAAAUAUAUGGUCUCAGGUGUUCCAGUCCCAACUGAUCUCAUCUUAUCUGUCAGAAGAAGCUUAUAUAACUCUUCCUUCUCUUCCUCUUCCUCUUCUUCUUCAUCACUUUUAUCCAACCAACCUACCUUAGGAGUAUGGGAAGGAAGUUUUCAGUACAAUCAGUUAUAUCAAAUGGGGGGAAGUGGGUAUGGAAGAAAGAUAGAUUUAGAGCCUGGAAGGUGUAGAAGAACAGAUGGGAAGAAAUGGAGGUGUUCUAAAGAAGCAUACCCUGAUUCCAAAUAUUGUGAAAGACACAUGCAUCGCGGUCGAAAUCGUUCAAGAAAGCCUGUGGAAUUCUCUUCUUCUUCUUCAUCUUCAUCUACUGCUAAUGUUUCUUCCUCACCAUCAACUACAAUUUCCAAAUCAAUCUCCACUUCUGAUCAUCAUGCUUACCCUCCAUUCUCUUCUGAUCAUAAUAACCAGACUCAUUAUUCCUCAUCCAGACCACCUAUUCACACCAACUUUAUGGAUUCAUCAUCCUAUUCACAUCAAACCCCCCUCAAAGAUUACAGGUACUUGCAAGGAAUGAAGGAUUUAGGAGAGGAUGAAAGAACAGCUUAUUUCCAACUAAAUGAUCCUUAUACCACAACACAAAAGAUGGCUGCUGCUGCUGCUGCUGCUGCUGCUGCUUCUUCUUCUUCAUCUGAUCACCAUAACUACUCUCAUUUCAACUUCCAAAACCUCAAUGACCAAUUCAAAGAACAGAAAGAUAAAGAGGAACAAUCAGCACAAGGGCAACAUUGCUUUGUUAUGGGUACUGAUUUCAUUAAGUCAUCAGAAGAAACCACCAACACCAAACCCUGCAUUCAAACAGACACAAAAGUAGAUCAAACCACCCACACCCACACCCACCAUAAACAACCAUUCCACCACUUCUUUUCACCACCAAAAACCACACCUAACCAUGACCCUGGUUGGGUUGAAGUUGACCAACACCAGCACCAGCACCAGCACCAGCACCACCAACAUUUAACCAACCCACCAAAAUCCCCAUUAUCCACCCAAGACCUUUUUCAAUCCAAACCCAGACCUUACUGGUGUUUCUUGCACCUGGUAGUGGUGGUGGUGGAUGGUGUCUUUUAUGAUGUGCCAGUGGUCUCGAGGUGUUUCUUGCACCUGGAUGGUGUCUUUUAUGAUGUGUCGGCGAUCUUGAGGUGUUUCUUGAACCUGGCGGUGGCGGUGGCGGUGGCAGUGGCGGAGGUGGAGAUAACUGCUGCAAAUCUUGUAGUUGUUGGGAAUCAAGGGAAAAAGCAAAUAAGAGAAGGGCAGAGGCACAGUAUAAGAAAAGUGAAGUUGAGAAUGGGGAUUCCAUGGUGGUCGCUGAUAGCGGGAAGACUACCUGGUCGAACCGAUAAUGAGAUCAAGAACUACUGGAAUUGUUAUUUAAGCAAAAAGAAGAAAAAACAAAGUGAAUGUUAUUUAAUAAGAGAUGGAAGCAAAUUAGAUCAAGAAAGGAAGGCACUAGAAAGAGUCAGCAAGGACAUGAGAGAAGAGGAUGUCCACACCAUAGAUGAUGGAGCUAGAGUUGAGUGCUCGAAGGUCAAGUUUGAUGUAGAUGACUUCUUUGAUUUCUCCGAUGAGAACCCCUCAACUUUGGACUGGGUCAACAAGUACCUGGAAGGCGCUGGUAGUGGGCUUCUGUAG
This is a messenger RNA of Cynara cardunculus var. scolymus (artichoke), 1841 nucleotides long. Its product is annotated as growth-regulating factor 5-like. The transcript has 5 exons. Gene Ontology annotation, cellular component: nucleus. Gene Ontology annotation, molecular function: ATP binding. Gene Ontology annotation, biological process: developmental process; DNA-templated transcription; regulation of DNA-templated transcription. The record is from RefSeq and is a predicted model, not a curated record. Lineage: Eukaryota; Viridiplantae; Streptophyta; Magnoliopsida; Asterales; Asteraceae. Bases 90 to 1841 code for a protein of 583 amino acids.